Coregonus sp. 'balchen' is the source of this 524-nucleotide messenger RNA. Lineage: Eukaryota; Metazoa; Chordata; Actinopteri; Salmoniformes; Salmonidae. The record is from the annotation of a GenBank genome assembly.
AUGGCCAACACUGUCGCCUCCCCCACCCAGCCCGCAGCCAGUAGCACGGCAGCAUGCAGUGGAGGCUCCGCCCACACAGAGGUGAAGUUCAAGCAAGAGGCGGAGACUAUAGCGACGUCUCAACCAGGUAAAUAUGGUAACCACGACCCACCUAUCAGUCCUCACCUGAGAGAGAACAUGGGGGAUAUGAACAAGGAAAUAACAAAAUUACAUUUGUCACAAAACCUGUUUUGCUUAUUUUAUUCUUGUUAUAGUCACUAUGGAAUAUAUGUCCCUCCUGCCCUGCUGUUAAUACAUACUGUGACUGACAUGUCUGUACAUAAAGCAUAUUUAUGUGAACAACCGACAAAGUAUAUCUAAUCUAAUGUCUCCAACCCCCCUCCCCCUCCUCAGUGUCCCAGCCCUCGGCCAGCCUCCACCAGGCCGGGUCCAUCCACGCUGCCCCCUCCUCAGGGGACCUGGUCCCAGGUGCCUCCCCCAGGAAGAAGCCCUGUAAGCAGCAGCACGUCAUCUUAGGAGACUGA